AUUGUGACAAAAAUAUAUGUACCCAGUGGCUUCAACUAAACUUCCAAAAAGUGAUGCUUUCGCGGAAAACACUUUCAUAUUUUGUGUACAAAAGUUAAUAACAAACAAGAUAACAAACGAUUUUUUCCAUAAGCGGUGAACAUUAUUGUAAAAAUUUCAAAUUGGCCAAAAAUUCAAAAAAGUAGAAAAAUUUAAAAUUUAAAUAAUUAAACAAACAAAAAAUUUUAUUUAUAAAUAUUUUUAAAUUAAUUAUCUGCUAUAAAUUACAAACAAGUUAACAUUUUAUGCUCGCACAAUUUUUUGCCGUGUUAAAGAACCCAUGCAAAGUUUGUUUGCGCUGAAAAUGGUUAAUUUUUUGUACAUAAAAAAAUUUUGUGAUAUUGUGAUUGCCAUUGAAUAGUUAAAUAUCUAAGAAAAUUAGCAGAAACAUACAUCGACAAUUUCAACAAAAAAAAACGGCCAUCCUACAACUUUUUGUACCUUAAAUCCGAAAAAAAUAUUCCUUCAGUAUCGCCAAAGCACCAAUUCAAAUAGUUUUUAAUCACAUCUAAACGCGCCAAACAUUGAAGCAUGACUACGCUUUGCCAUAGCCAUAAACGCACUUAAUCCUUACGCACACCCGCAGAAAAAGCAACAAAAAAAGUUCCACAAAAAUGUUGCAAGCCAUUGAAACAACGCCACAAAAAUACAACUCAAAUACGCUAGCCAACACGCCAUCCAGCGCCAACGCCAGCAAGGUGUACGCCACCCCCACCACAACCCCUACACAUACAGCAAGCAACCAAAGUCAAAGCGCCAGCGCUGAGGAGAAGCAGCAGCGCCGUCGUUCAACAUUCUACGUGCCGCUUGUAAUCGAAGACGACGAGGAUCACCGCGAACAGCCAAACGACUCUUCGUGUAGCAGCAGUCCCGCACAGGCAGGCGGCAGCGCGGAAACCAGCAGUCUCGGCGGACAGUCGAGCGCUUCGAAUACAAGCUCGAGUACAGCGCAGGAUCUAAAAAGCGCUUCCAGCAGCAGCAGCAGCAGCAACGCUAGCGGCGGCAAGAGUAAAGCCGAGAAGAAUAGCAAUAACAACAAUUUGAAGAAGUCGAUUUCGUUGAAGAACGCAAGCGCCACUUCGAAGGUGGCAGCUUUGCUCUUUGAACGCACCAAUAGUACCUUGGGCUUAGGUGGCGGCACCAGUAGCAGUAAUUCAACCAACCCAAACUCGACUGCUAGUGGCGUAGUGAAGCGUAGCAGUGCGAAGAAGAUGUCACCACCUUGCGGCUUCAGCUGGACAAUUAGCGGCAAUGCCGCUGACACAGAUGUGGAUGAUGAGAGUGAUGCGGCUGAGAUGGCUACUGCUACUACAGUGGCGUCCAAGAAGGCCGAGAAGGAGAAGACAAAGCUGAGCAGGCUAUCGCAGAAGCCUGAGAAGCGGCACAGCACGAGCAGCAAGAGUUCGGUGGCCAGCAGCAGCGCGACAACGGCGUCCAUGCAAGCAGUCAAGCAGUCGCCGCAAAAAGCAAAUACUAAUGCCAAGACAAAGCGCUAUGGCAUUGUGCUGAACGGCAUUAGCUUGGAUGAGGAAAAUUUGCAUAUCGCACCAGCCACGCCAAUAACCAAGUCUACGCCGUUGAAAACGCGCAGCAAUUUGGUAGAGUUCAAUGAAGAUGACAUCGUGCUGGCGACCCCUACCAAACAGGCGCGCAACUCUAGAACGGCAACGAGUACAAGUAAACAAACAGCGAACCAACCAAAACAUGGAAAACGUGUCGGUGCUUGGGGUCGCAACGAUAUGCACGAUUGCACAGAUAUUGAUGUUGGUGUCGACGAAUCGUCGCCACAUUCAGAUAUAGACUCCGAUGUUAACCUCAACGGCGGCGGCGGCGGCGACGACGACGAGGACGAUGACUCAGAGAUUAGUCGCAUACAAACAAAUACUUCGACACCUAUUAAAAUGAUGAAAUCACGUUCGCGCACGAAUAUCUUAUCGGUACCUAGUGUGGAACAACACAAUCUAUUGAGCGUAGCAGCUGCCGCUGCCAAACCUAAUGCGAGCGCGACGCCGCUGCUAUUGCGCGCCAAGUCCAAAACGCUCCCACAAAAUUUAUCACCUUCAGUUGUGCUACAACAGCCGGAGGCAUUGUAUGCUGAUUGCGAAACAGCACAGACGAAAACGAAAGCGUCGGCGGGUGGUACAGAAAACACACAUACGUCGCGCACCUCGCGUCUAAUUGGGCCACUGAGUAAAGUUCAUCAUAAUCUAUUUGGUGGUAGUGUCGCUAGUCAUAUUGGCGCUACCGGUACAACUACCACCACCAACACUGGUUCUGCAAACAAAAACCUCUCCGCCGCGCAACAUAACAAACUCGCGCACAGCUCGUCUACUUCGCUGAUUACGCAUACAUUUCCACCUAAACACCUUUUCCUCUUGAAAUCCACCUCAAAGCUGCCCAUCAGCAAUUCCUCAAGCCUGGAGCACAGCAAGUCCAAGGCUACAAAGAGUUUCAGUUCGGAUUCGUCUAUUACCUCACCGCCUACAACGUUGGCUAACGCGAGCUCCGCGCAACCGCCGCAAACGGUGACGUCACCACCAAAGAAAUCGUUAAGCUUCAUACGUCGCGCACACUCAACGAAAUUGUCGCGUAAUAAUUCGCUACUCAAGUCGAUAGCCAGCCAACAUCAGCAAAAUAUACAGCAGUCAGCUGGAAAUAUGGCCGCCGGUAAUGGGAUAGUCGACUGCUCGGGCAGUUGGGGUAAGGAUUUCUAUUUAAAUUACGAUGUCUGCCCGCUGGCGUUGGAUGAGCUGGAGUCGUAUUUUCGUUCGGAACGUUGUACCACUUUGAUACGCGAGCGCUUCAAGAUACUGGAUAUACCAUUGAAUUGCUCGGCGGCCGAUGAGUUGCAUAAUCAGCAGGAUAGCUCGUUGCGUGAGCUCGACACGAGUUGUAGCAGCCAACAGCAUUUAAGGAUGCCCGGCACGUCGGAGGCGAGUGGAGGGACAGCAGAGGAAGACGAUGCAGGACAUCAUUCAGGUAAGCUUACCAACACUACUCAUAGAAGCUUUAAAAACAUUCGUAAGUACUUACAUAUAUUCGUAACAUAUUUUUGUACCUGGGGGCGAUUCUUACUACACAAUUAUAUUCCCUAAAAAAAUAAUCGGGUC
This is a messenger RNA of Rhagoletis zephyria (snowberry fruit fly), 3149 nucleotides long. RefSeq names its product serine-rich adhesin for platelets-like. Lineage: Eukaryota; Metazoa; Arthropoda; Insecta; Diptera; Tephritidae. The record is from RefSeq and is a predicted model, not a curated record.